Molecule: messenger RNA, 1330 nt
Organism: Microdochium trichocladiopsis
Lineage: Eukaryota; Fungi; Ascomycota; Sordariomycetes; Xylariales; Microdochiaceae
Product: S-adenosyl-L-methionine-dependent methyltransferase
Exons: 7
Coding region: 230-1147 (305 amino acids)
Molecular function (GO): methyltransferase activity
Source: RefSeq, a predicted model, not a curated record
GACGGCACUCAUCAUGACACAACGCUUGACGAUGCCGCUAUGGCUGAAGCCCACGAGCCACAGCACCUAGAGAUGAACGCUCUUGAGGUUGAUACGAUCUGGGAGCGUGACUCAGCUUUGGGUAGUAUGAGUAUACAGUAUGUGGUGGCUACUUCCUUUUUGGGUCACCCCCAACAUGUACAUGAGUCGCAUAUUUUGAGCGGAAGGAGAUGACCAUGACAUCUGCAAGAUGCUGAUGCAAAUCCCUAGCUCGUCGACAAGGAGCGUAACUAGCAGCAUCUACGACCACGUGGUGGAGAACGGCAGGACGUAUCACCGCUACAAGGAGGGCAAAUAUAUGCUGCCAAAUGACGAGGUGGAACAAGAGAGGCUUGACUUCCAGCACAGGAUAUAUACACUUGCCAACGACGGGAAGCUCUUCAAUGCUCCGAUAGACGAAAGGUGUCACAAUGUCUUGGAUGUGGCUUGUGGAACGGGCAUCUGGGCGAUCGAGUUUGGCCAACAGAACCCUGGCACAAAUGUUUUGGGCAUUGACCUGUCCCCCAUCCAGCCCCCAUACGUGCCUCCCAACGUAUCCUUUGAAAUCUUUGACGCCGAGGACGAGUGGUGCUUUCCGCAGAAAUUCGACUUUAUACACAUCCGUGCCGUCGUGACCUGCUUCAAGGACCCACGUGCGGUCUUCGCGGAGGCGAUCCGCUCGCUCGCCCCCGGGGGUUGGAUCGAGCUCCGGGACCCUAUCAUGCCCUUCCAGUUCCUCACGCCUCCUCCCAAAGACUGUGCUCUCAAGGAGUGGGCAGACAAUCUGAUCAAGGCCGCGGCCAUGAUAGGGCGGCGCUGGACAAACUCGGUAUACUACACGCAGUGGCUGCAGGAGCUAGGCUGCGUCAACAUUGUCGAGAAGCGCGAGGCCGUGGGGCUGAAUCCCUGGCCCAAGGGUGCCCGGAACAAGGAGAUGGCGCUGCUGCUGCAGACGGACAUGGUCAACGGCCUCGAGAGCAUGAGCAUGGCGCUGUUCACGCGCGUCUUGGGCUGGGAGGCCGACAAGGUGCGCGAGCUGCUCGUGCGGGUCGAGGCGGACAUGAAGAAUCCCAAGAUUCACUCGUAUUCCGAAGGCGUGCAUGUCCACGCACAGAAGCCGUACGAGUAAUCCGAGCCAAGCAAGUACAGAUGGAUAUAUAUCCACGUCCAAGAAAACCCCCGCCCCUGGGGCAUCGGCAUGACGCUCUGUUUGCAGAUAGACCUUUGUUCUGCGGGUCAAGUGAGGCGGGUUGCAAGAAUGCGCAGUGGUCGCAGAUAGGCUUUUGUCACAGACACGUGUUCGAGGCAUACU